AUGUCUCUGUGGAGUACCUACCGCGGCCUUACCCCGAAAACCCGAGCCCUCUUUGGUGUUGGCGUUAUGGCCUGGGCUACCAUCGGCCUAUGGACAUCACCGCAGGUUGAGGAUGCACUCGGAAUGCACGCCUCGAAAGAAGAGCAGGAGGCACUGGACCGUAAGCUUGCAGUGCGGAUUUCGCGAGUCGGAGCCGAUGAGAAGGAUGAAACGAAAUGA
Penicillium malachiteum is the source of this 219-nucleotide messenger RNA. RefSeq lists its product as uncharacterized. Lineage: Eukaryota; Fungi; Ascomycota; Eurotiomycetes; Eurotiales; Aspergillaceae. The coding region runs from base 1 to 219 and encodes 72 amino acids. The record is from RefSeq and is a predicted model, not a curated record. The transcript has 2 exons.